This is a messenger RNA of Arachis duranensis, 767 nucleotides long. Its product is annotated as protein TRANSPARENT TESTA 1-like. Gene Ontology annotation, molecular function: DNA-binding transcription factor activity. The record is from RefSeq and is a predicted model, not a curated record. Gene Ontology annotation, cellular component: nucleus. Bases 59 to 730 code for a protein of 223 amino acids. The transcript has 2 exons. Lineage: Eukaryota; Viridiplantae; Streptophyta; Magnoliopsida; Fabales; Fabaceae. Gene Ontology annotation, biological process: anatomical structure development; regulation of gene expression.
AUGACCCCUCGGAUAUAUAAUAUAUGUAGCUGUUACAUUAUACCCUGCACAGCUAAACAUGAAUCAAAAGCAGCUUGAGCCACUACCUUUGCUAAGCAGCUUCCUUGGUUCUUCAACAUGUUCAUCAUCAGAACUAAAUCAAAAUCUGAAAGAAGAUGUGACAGUGGCCUUACACAUUGGGCUCCCUGACAAUUCCCAUGAUAAUCAAAAUGUAGAACCUCUCCAAGCUCCAAAUAAUUACUGGAUACCAACAGAAGAGCAGAUUAUAAUUGGUUUCAGCCACUUCUCAUGUCCUGUUUGCCCAAAAACCUUCAACCGCUACAACAAUCUUCAGAUGCAUAUGUGGGGACAUGGGUCAGAAUACAGAAGAGGGCCAGAGUCACUGAAAAGAACACAUCCAAGGCCAUUGUUGGAGAUAGCAUGCUACUGCUGCAAAGGAGGGUGCAAGAACAACAUAGAGCAUCCAAGAGCAAAGCCUCUGAAAGAUUUCAGAACACUGCAAACACACUAUAAGAGGAAGCAUGGACCCAAACCCUUCUCAUGCCGCAAGUGUGCAAAGAAUCUGGCUGUGAAAGGUGACUGGAGAACUCAUGAGAAGAACUGUGGCAAACGCUGGCUUUGUCUUUGUGGCUCUGACUUCAAACACAAGAGGUCUCUUAAGGAUCAUAUCAAAGCUUUUGGCUUUGGUCAUACUCCCUUCUCCUCUUCUUCUACUUCUUCUUCUCAUUAAUCUUAUUAUUUAUCUUCAAAAUCUUCACUCUUAAACA